Solanum stenotomum is the source of this 489-nucleotide messenger RNA. Its product is annotated as monothiol glutaredoxin-S2-like. The coding region runs from base 16 to 324 and encodes 102 amino acids. The transcript has a single exon. NCBI's taxonomy places the organism in Eukaryota, Viridiplantae, Streptophyta, Magnoliopsida, Solanales, Solanaceae. The record is from RefSeq and is a predicted model, not a curated record.
AUUUCUACUUCAAACAUGGAUAUGGUGAUGAAGUUGGGAGCAUCAAGCAUGGUGGUGAUUUUCACCAAGAGUAGUUGUUGCAUUUCUCAUACUAUUGAAACCUUAAUCCGUAGCUUUGGAGCAAACCCUAUAGUUUACGAGCUCGAUACACAUCCAAAUGGGAAGCAAAUGGAGAAGGCAUUGAUUGAACUAGGGUGUCAUCCAAGUGUGCCAGCAAUAUUUAUAGGGAAAGAAUUAGUUGGUGGUGCUAAUGAGAUAAUGAGUCUUAAUGUGAGGGGUAAGCUUAAGCAAUUGCUAAUUAGGGCUAAUGCCAUUUGGGUGUAGGAAUUAAUAAAAACUAUAUAUAUAUGUAGCAAGUGUACUAGGUCUAGGAAUCUUCAUAUAGUGAGACUUUUAUCUUUGAUCUUUGUAAUUUUCUUCACAUUGUGAUUAAUGAUUAAUCUUGAUGUAUAAAUAAAGUUAUUAUACUUAAUAGGUCAUACGUAAUCU